AUGUAUCUCCAGAUACUACAGCAGCAUCCUUUCCUGCGUUUUGUCGGCCUGACCCUGGCGUACCUGGCCGCGCUCGCCGUCUAUCGCCUAUACUUUAGCCCUCUCCGCAAAUUCCCCGGGCCGAAACUUGCCGCGGUGACCAGGCUGCCGUUCCUGUGGCAUUCUCUGAACGGAGAUCUGAUAUUCUGGGUCCAAGACCUUCAUUCGCGAUACGGCGAAGUGAUUCGAAUCGCGCCGGACGAGCUCAGCUACUCCACCGGAGAGGCGUGGAAGGAUAUCUAUCAACAACUAACCCUGAAGGACCUCCGAUUUUAUGGACGGGCUCAUCUCAACAACAUCCCUGACAUCAUCCGCGCAGAUAAUGCGGACCAUGCCCGGUUUCGCCGCAAUUUCUCUCGCGCAUUCUCGGAUCGAGCGUUGAGAGAGCAGGAGGCUCUCAUCCGGCAAUAUGUCGAUCUUCUGGUCCACAAGCUGGACGCGGUCGCGCGAGAGGAUCCGAAAACAAAAGUUGACCUGGUCCGGAUGUACAACUUCACCACGUUCGACGUGAUGGGUGACCUGACCUUUGGCGAGCCGCUGGGCUUGCUGCACGGGUCGGAGUACAACGCAUGGGUGUCGCUGAUCUUCGCAUCGCUGAAGACCACCACCUUUCUCCAGACGUCGCGGUAUCUACCCUGGUUAGGAUUUCUGUUCUCUGUCCUUAUCCCCAAGUCGAUGGUUGAGAAAAAGCGGGCUCAUUUGCAGUAUUGUAUCGAGCGCGUGGACCGACGGCUGGCCAAGAAGAGCCCCCGGCCAGACAUCUGGGGUCUGGUGCUCAGCCGGCCCGAGGGAGAUGACUUGCGCCUGAGCUUGGAUGAGAUGUACGCGAACUCGAUCACCUUCAUGAUCGCCGGAACGGAGACUACGGCUACCCUCCUGAGCGGACUGACCUAUCACCUCCUGAUGAAUCCGGCCAAACUGGAGCGGUUAACGCGGGAAAUCCGGGGAGCGUUCGCGUCGGACGAAGAGAUCACCUUUGCCAAGUUGCUGCAACUGGAAUACCUCCAAGCCUGUCUGGAGGAAGGGCUGAGGAUGUAUCCGCCGGUGCCAGUUGGCCUGCCUCGAGUCACGCCGCCCGAGGGGAUGCUAACAACCGUCUCAGUCAACCAGUGGGCCACCUACCGCAAUCCGCAAAAUUUCAAAGACCCCAAUUCCUUUCACCCGGAGCGCUGGCUGUCUGACAGCAAGUCCUUCGCCUCAGACAAGAAGAAGUACCUGCAGCCAUUUUCCACUGGACCACGCAACUGCCUAGGACAGACACGACGACGGCUGAUUUUGACUUCUGGCAGUCUUGCAUACCACGAGAUGCGCCUGAUCCUGGCCAAAGUCCUGUGGCACUUCGACCUGUCGCUUUGCGACGAGAGUGCGGACUGGGCGGACCAGAAGGUGUAUAUGCUGUGGGAGAAGAAGCCGCUGAUGGUAGGUACGGUGUAUCUUAUCGUAUACGAUCUUACGAGCUUGCUGCCUGUCUGUUUGUCUGUUGUCGGCUUGACUGACCCAUCCAUCCAUCUAUCCAUUCAUCCAUCAAGUGGACAAGUAUAUGACGAGACAAGCACAGAUCCAGUAACUCAGUCAGUAAAGAUCAGAGCUCUGCAUCAAGAGACGUCCCUAGCUAUCUGGCGAUGA
This is a messenger RNA of Rasamsonia emersonii CBS 393.64, 1665 nucleotides long. RefSeq lists its product as uncharacterized. The transcript has 7 exons. The coding region runs from base 1 to 1665 and encodes 554 amino acids. Lineage: Eukaryota; Fungi; Ascomycota; Eurotiomycetes; Eurotiales; Trichocomaceae. Gene Ontology annotation, molecular function: heme binding; monooxygenase activity; oxidoreductase activity, acting on paired donors, with incorporation or reduction of molecular oxygen. The record is from RefSeq and is a predicted model, not a curated record.